This is a messenger RNA of Caenorhabditis sp. 36 PRJEB53466, 2200 nucleotides long. The record is from the annotation of a GenBank genome assembly. Lineage: Eukaryota; Metazoa; Nematoda; Chromadorea; Rhabditida; Rhabditidae.
AUGGCGAUUGUCGCGCAAGGAGUUUCCACAAUCCUCACAACGUUUCAAAAAACGUUCAAAGGUAUGUGUGCGUAUAAAAAUAAAGUACCCAAGAGCCCGUAGUCAUGCGUGACGUUUUUCUCAAAACAUGAUUUUCUUCCUCGUCCGAUUUGUUCGUUCUGUGUUCUCAGGUAAGGACUCUUCAUAAUCCCGCACAUAAAUAAUUAUUACACUAUGCUUUGAGGCACAAAUUUUCCUUCGGCAGUAAUAUGACAACUGUUCUGCCACCCUCCUGAGAUGAUGGAGUAACCAGGAUGAAGUGAAGUUUUACAGGAUUGCUGCCAUUGAUUAUUCUUGUGGUGUACACCAUUCUUGGAGCAUGGAUCUUCUGGAUGAUCGAAGGUGAAAACGAGCGAGAGAUGCUCAUUGAACAGCAGAAGGAGAGAGAUGAUUUGAUAAGAGUAGGAGAGGAAUACGGAAAACAAUAAACUCUCAGGGAACUACUUUUAGAGAACAGUGUACAAGAUUAACCAGCUACAGAUCAAGAGACAGAGAAGAUUAAUGACUGCCGAGGAGGAGUACAACAGAACCGCCAAAGUUUUGACCACCUUCCAAGAGACACUGGGCAUCGUGCCGCCCGAUUUGGAGAAGGAUGUCCAUUGGACUUAUCUCGGAUCUAUUUUCUACUGUAUGACCGUGUACACAACAAUUGGUGAGUCAUUCUCUCACAUGAACGACAUUUUGAAAUAAUAUCUUUCAGGUUAUGGAAACAUCGUCCCCGGCACCGCGUGGGGUCGUUUUGCCACAAUCCUGUACGCAUUCAUCGGAAUCCCACUCACAGUGCUCAGUUUGUACUGUCUUGGUAGUCUGUUCGCGAAAGGAUGCAAAAUUCUGUGGCAAUUCUUCUUGCGAUCCACCAGAGUUGUCAGUAAGGACUUGUCUAAAAAGGUAUCAGUUGAGGAAUGUGAACUGGAGCGGAGAGCUAAUAUUCCAUUAAGAAACAAGUAUUAUACAUUAAGAUCAAUCCGGACGAAUCCUGGAGAGUAAGCGAAAGGGUUCAGAAAAGGGGGAACACCAAGAUUCCCUGUUUUUGUUAUUUCUUUCCGCUCUAGACCACCCAAACUCACAAAUUUUUCCAGUUCUAACAAUUCUCCCCCCAAAGCUUCACAUUUUACUUUUUCCGAUUGUCUUUUUGUUUCAGAAAGUAACAUAUUUUACUGUUAAUUUUCAGAUUUCCGAAGCAGCCGAUAAUAUUGAAGAGGGAACUACUGUAAGUUUCAUUCCUUCCCUCCGUAGACUCUUCUUCUUCUUCUUCUUCUCCUCAGGCGAUUGCUCCCGGUGGAAACGACGAUGAUGAUCUUCUUUCGUUCCCGAUUUCCGGUCUGCUCAUCAUCACGGUCAUCUGGGUUAUCUUCUGUGCUGUGCUGUUCUCGUUUCUUGAAGACUGGGACUUUGGAACUUCGCUCUACUUCACUCUCAUCUCGUUCACAACUAUCGGAUUCGGUGACAUUCUUCCAUCCGACUACGAUUUCAUGCCCAUUGUUGGAAUCUUGCUCCUCGUUGGCCUGUCGUUGGUCUCCACUGUCAUGACUCUCAUUCAACAACAGAUUGAGGCCCUCGCAACGGUAGUUCACAAAUUGUAUUUCGCAAAAUGUUUCAUCUAUGAUUGUUCAGGGCAUGAAAGAUAACAUCGACCAAGAAUACGCUCGCGCUCUCAAUGAGGCCCGUGAAGAAGGAGAAGUGGAUGAGCACGUGGACCCGGAAGAGGAUCCAGAACACAACAAAAAGUCGUUUGACGCGGUCGUGUCCAGAAUGAAUUGGUCGAAAAGAGGACUCUAUUAUCUUCUCCCGGACAGCCAAAAGAAGCAACUUCAGCAGCAUUCGGAGAAGAAAUUGGGACGGAAAAGUAUCAAGAUCCAAACGGACAACGAUCUUUUGGAAGUGAGUCGAGUCUCUAAUUAGCAGUAGUUUGUCGGAAACUAGCUCUUAUUAGUGUUGUCUUGUGGCACAACACUCUCACUGGCACACAUUACAGACUCUCAUUCGGGAGGAAAUUCUCAAGGCAGAGCUCAACAACGAAAUGCACAAAUACACGGCGCCGCGGUCUUCCCAACCAGCCAAACUUGUGUAUUCGGACGUGCGAGAGAAGGAGGUGCCGAUCGAAGUCGUUCGUGUUGAGCACUUCAACCGUGGCGACGAUUAUUUGGAGCAUGAUAUCUAG